AUGUCUGAUCUUCCACUUCAUAUUGCGCUCCACCUUGUCCCCUACCUAACACCUCGCGAUAUAGCACGUUGCCAAAAGGUCUGCAGAUCCUGGCACGCGACCUUCACUUGCCCAUCCCUUCUCUCUGCUGCGCUUCGUACGCACUUCCCUCGCGCCUACGAAGUCCGCACACGUGCCAUCCAGAACCCGUCCUCAUUUUCCACCAUCUCUGCCCGCUACAACGCCCUUCAGUCGGGAAUCCCACAACAAGAGUUACAUUUCCCAAUUAAGAAAUCGAGAAGAGAUGCGUAUAUAUGGACAUUCUCCUCCGAUCUUCUGGUUUUCCAGUCUUCACAUUAUCCGAAAGCAACUUUGUCACUCGUUUAUUUCGACCCCACUCCCGGUGGUAGGAAAGUAAAGUCCGGAAAAAUUGAAUUGGAAGAUCCCGCAAGGCCAGUAGUGAGGUUAAAGGUGUGCAGUGAUGUGUUGGUUGUUGAACGUUCCGAGGAAGUGAUAGAGAUGGGUAGAUCCCGUUUCUUUACUAGCACGGAGUGUUACCGUUUGAACUAUUGCGAAGACGGCGAUGAGGUGAAGGCAGCGAUGAUGUGCACUAUCGACACAUUCGAAUUUUUAUAUAUCGACUAUUCCUACCAGGUACUCAGCGAUCUAUCUCGCUACUACUAUGCGGCGUACUCAAGGUCGUACUCAAGGUCGUCGUUAGGCGGGGAGAGGCAAUUAUGUGUGUGGAAUGUAGCGACUGGGGAUGUGGUUAAAACUGUGCCGAGCGGAUCUCUAGAGGGGAUGGGUCUAACGGUAGAGCUUCUUCUCAUUGGUGAUAAGGUUGUGGUGGUAGGUGAUGAUAAGAGGAAUAAUAAUUUCAGGAGAUGGCGUCACUAUCAAGGAGAUUGGGGCUAUAUUUCACACUUCCGGGUCUUUGAUAUUGUAAACGAUUCACCGAAAGACCCAGUUGGCGGAUUCGUGGGGAGAAAGAAGGCAGAGUGUCCUAAGGAAUCGAAAAUCUCAACCACCCCGUUUAAAGUCUCCCGGCGCGCAGAAGAGGAAGAGGAAGAAGUAGCAAUCAUCCUGUGGGAACUCGAAGACAAGACCAACAACGCUACCGCACACCAUUAUACCCUUGCUACCUCUACCUCUUCUCCCUCUUCUCCGGAUCUCAUCAAUUCACCACUCGCACCCACCUACCAAUACCGUUUGGAUCAAAGCAAUGAUCCAUUGAGCUGUUUAGAUACCCCCACUGAUUCUAAAAAGACCUCUCCAUUUGUUGUAAAAUCAAAGGAAGCACUAAGUUUCGACAUGGAUUUUACUGGCCAAAACGAGGAGUUCCUGGAUACACGGCUAAUGCUGUACCAUCUCCGAAUCCAAAGCUUCUAUCCAUCCGCUGAUGUCCCGGGUGUAAUGGAGCUGGACUGGGAGACAAAAUUGAAGGACAGAGACGAUGAGAAAAGGGCGAGAAAGAUAUAUUCCACAGAUAGGAAUGUGAGUUAUCGGAAUAUUCAUGUGCAGAUGGAUGUAGCGGGCGAUGAGCGGAUGAGUGCAUUCUUGGAACUGACGGUCACUGGGAUGGAGCUAGUGAUGGUGGUGUGGGAUCAACCAUUCAAGAUCGGGGCUUGA
This is a messenger RNA of Morchella sextelata, 1608 nucleotides long. RefSeq lists its product as uncharacterized. NCBI's taxonomy places the organism in Eukaryota, Fungi, Ascomycota, Pezizomycetes, Pezizales, Morchellaceae. The transcript has a single exon. The coding region runs from base 1 to 1608 and encodes 535 amino acids. The record is from RefSeq and is a predicted model, not a curated record. Gene Ontology annotation, molecular function: protein binding.